Tuber aestivum (summer truffle) is the source of this 1652-nucleotide messenger RNA. The record is from the annotation of a GenBank genome assembly. NCBI's taxonomy places the organism in Eukaryota, Fungi, Ascomycota, Pezizomycetes, Pezizales, Tuberaceae.
GAACCCUAUGGGCACAUGAACGGUGCGAGUCCCAGUAUCGAUGGAAAGAUUGAUAGCUUAUGAUACAGUAACACUUGUGCCGUGCUCCGUACCCCCCUUGGCGGGUGAGCGAGUACCGGUACCGUACGGUGCUGGUGCAUACCAUCUCCGUCGCUGAUGUUUGGUAAAUGGGAGAUGGCGGAUUCCCGCUGCUUCUGUGGCCUUCAGACGGGAUUGUGUGCGUUGCAACGCUGGCCUCCGCAGCCCGUACGAUACCUCCUCUUGGCUCCGUUAUUAUGAACCCGGUUGAUGCAAGCACUCUGCUCUGCUUGAGUGCUCAUAAGCUCUCGUCAUUCCACCUUCUUCCCCCAAACUCUCCACCAUCUCGCGACCGACAAACAUGCAGCCAGUAGAUUUCCUACGCUCCGAAGGCUUUAUCCCUCUCACCAGGGAUGCGUGGCAACUCCUCCUGAGGUGCUGGAGGUAUUUUCCCUUGGUAUGCUAUCCAUUGCUUCGGUGGCAUACGCGAACUUGACCAGCAACUGACUCGGCUCAGGUCGCGCCAAUUCAGUUGGCUCUCCCCAAGUUCUAUCCUUCCGGGAAAACCUCGUAUGCCUCCAUCUUCAACGUGCCCGGUGAGCCCCUGGCCCAAGCUUUACGCCUCCCUCCUGUCGACGCUCACUGACCCGUAGUAGGAAAGCCGGGAUGGAUUUUCAUGGAGCUCUUCUCUCCCCUCACACUAUUAUACACGAUCUGUACCAAUCCCGAGCGUACCGGCGAGAUUCCGAAAACCCAUACCUGGCUUGCUUCCCUGUACUGCAUACACUACCUUCACCGGGCACUUCUUAGUCCUAUACGGUUGGUGGAACCGAACCGGAGAUCCGAUUUUGAAGUCCGAACCUGACUUUCAUGACAUAGAAACUCGUCAAUGGGGCCCAUGAACUUCAUUAUGGUUUGCGCGGGAGUCUCGUUCAACAUCAUAAACGGUUCCGCAAUUGGCGGCUGGCUGGGCGGCUAUGGUUCCGCUGCGGAUGUCCCUGUCUGGCAGGUUUCGAUUGGGAGUGCCAUGUUUGUUCUGGGGCUCUGGGGGAACAUGUACCACGAAGAGAUCUUACGGGAAAUCAGAAGGGACACAUCUUUCGCCAAGGAUGCCGAAAAGCAGGGCAGACUGGUAAGGAGCGGUGGGAGAGUCUAUAAGAUCCCCGAAGGCGGCCUAUUUAAAUGGGUUUGGUGCCCACAUGUAUGUCUGCCUGCCUUUACCGGAUCCAGGCCCCAUGGGGCGCUAAUUCCUUGACUUGCGCAGUACUUUUGUGAAUGGAUUGAGUGGGGUGGAUAUGCAAUUGCUGGGGGAGGGUUCGUUAACUUCCUUCCCGCCACACUAUUUGUAGUCAACGAACUCGCCACUAUGCUCCCGAGGUAACACCCCCUCGCGAACCCGGCCGGUGGAGGGAAAAUCUAUCAAGUGGAUCGAGUACUGAUGUUUCUUCUCCAGGGCUAUGCAGCAGAAGCGGUGGUAUAAGAACAAUUUUAGCAAGGACGUUCUCCCAAAGAGGAAGGCUGCUAUACCGGGUAUCUUCUAAACCUCUAUCGCAAGCAACACCUUUUUGCAAUGAAUUUAUAGAUGCCCGCUCAGGGUAUAUAUAUGGUACCAAUAAUAAACGCUUUAUCCAAUG